Molecule: messenger RNA, 510 nt
Organism: Aspergillus welwitschiae
Lineage: Eukaryota; Fungi; Ascomycota; Eurotiomycetes; Eurotiales; Aspergillaceae
Exons: 1
Coding region: 137-388 (83 amino acids)
Source: RefSeq, a predicted model, not a curated record
CCGCCAAACCGGCGUGCCACUGUUACGGGGGAGGGCCCGGUCGCGUGCUCAGUUACCGUCCAGCCAAAAGAGUGGCAAGGAGCUGGCCUACAGAGUACGCUGGACAACACUUGGAACAGCCUUGCCAGCCUUGGCGAUGGGCUUACUGGGCUUACCGUGCCGAUCCGACUGGAAAGCCUGGAAGAAUCUGCCACGCUUUGUGUUGUCUGACUCGUUGGUGUCAGCGAUUUCGUUGGUUUCCUUGGGUGUCCGACCUACGGAUGUGCCCUGGUCGGUUCACACGAAGAAAAAUCGUCAUGGAAAGACCGUUUUUGGGACGACAUCAAUACAACCACCAAUACACCGAUACAUCUCGGUCUUGAUAUCUCCGACUAGACUAGGUAGAUAGUCAACUGUUACCAACCACCGACACUAGUACCUUGCGUGCGUAGUCUCAGGCCAAUAGUAUGACGAAUCUCACACGGCCUGUUCCGAAUGACUUGGUCCGAUGGCGUUUACCUUUGUCCUGGG